Seminavis robusta is the source of this 1443-nucleotide messenger RNA. Lineage: Eukaryota; Bacillariophyta; Bacillariophyceae; Naviculales; Naviculaceae. The record is from the annotation of a GenBank genome assembly.
AUGGCGCCAUCGAAUAUCCUGAUCCUCGUACUUGUAGCCCUUCGCGUACCGAUUCUGCAGGCCGUGAUCUGUCGCAUCAUUCGAAUCAUGGUCGACAACAAAGAAACGGAUGCCCCAACUGCCGAACGACAGCUUGCCGGCUCUUUUGGAAAGAAUGAGAGUGAAGAAGUCUUGCCACUAAUGCUUGCAUCUAUGGUGCAGAAACCAAUUGAGAUCAAGGUUGGACGAGCCAACAGAGGAAAGUUCGUGAAGGGGACCGAAAAAGAACGAUCACAAGUGGUUGGUCAUCUCGGGAAGCGGCUGGAGUAUUGUUUUCCUUUUGGUGGGGUUGGUUUCAGUUCUUCGUGUAUCGGGAUUGUUCUUACUACUUUGUCCAUUGAAGUAAUUCGAAUGGAUCUUUCCAACGUCGGAAGUACAGACGUUGCUUUGGAUUUGCUUGGAACCGGCCUUGUCCCGGUGCGGCUCGUCAAGGACACUGAGUUGCCGGAGGGCAUCAAGAAGCUACACGUGAAAGAAAAAGGAGAAGAAAUAGAAGCAACCGAUGGGUUUGUUCUCCUGGCUGGGGCCUUGAAACAUGAAAUUCCCAAAGACUUCGGUACUGAGGCAUCCAUCAAGCAGGUGCACCCCGAGGAACAAGAAUUAGUGGUUGUCGAUUAUCUUGCCUCGGGUGCCUUUGCCAACGUUGUACAGCUCGGACCGGAAGAGUUUAUGAAGAUACCGAAACCAGCGGCUCUGGCAACAAGCUUAGAAGGAGAAGCAGAUAUUUUGAUGUGGCAAACACAUUCCGUGCACAUCAUUACGAAUGUGUACGAGGCUCUCAAAUACGCUCACAGCAAGUCCAUUUAUCACUUGGAUGUACGACCUGGGAACAUCAUUGUGAAGGUUGAGGAAGAAAAUGAAGAACCAUCUGUGAUGCUCUCUGAUUGGGGAUGCUCUGUUCAAGGCAAGCGGGCACUGAAAUCUUUUCAUGGCUGUACACCAUAUGCCCAUGACCGCCUUCUUGGAGAUGAUUUCCAUGGCAGGCUCGCCGCGGAUCUGGACUUUGCAUCGCUAGCAUACACAAUCGAUCACAUCAAGCACCAUCAGCUGCGAUGGAUGUUCCAAUUCGACCGUCCUAAGAACGUAUGCACUGACGACUUGGACUUGCGUCGGGAGUUGGUGAGAGAAUGGCUUGGACAGCAAGACCCAGCGCAGGAACCAUCGUGGCUGGAGAUUUCCGAGACGAUCCGAGAAAGCAUGUGUGCCGCAUGCCGUCUUAACGUCCGUCGCUCUCUUCGCGACAAAAAAGAGAAUCCAGAAGAGAACGCAGCAGUCCCCUUGGAAGAUUCGGUUACAAAUGCCCCGACCAAAGAAUCCAAAAAAGUGAAGACAGAGGCUGUGGGGGUGGGAAAUGAAAAGACCAAAAAGAGAAAGGCCAGUGAGGCGGUAGCCACUCCUUUGUAG